AUAUUUCCAUUAUUAUAUCUACUACAUAGUACCUAUUGCCUUUUUUAAUGGUUGCCCAAGUGCAUUUGCCAUUAAAAUUCAAUGCAUUAUCUAGAUGCACGGCUAUUCGUGAAAAGCCUUGCCAAAGUGUUGUCACUUUUUAUUGCCAGACUUUGCCGGUCCCUCGCUAAUUUUUUUAAACCCUGUUAAACCAUUCAAUGCAAACUACAAAUUCAAUUAGAUAAAAACUGCUAAAUGCAACGACGCCUCUUUCACAAAUGUUGAAAGCCGGGCAUAAUUUAAAUUUAAUAUCUCGCCGACACAUGUCGAAAGCGCAAUCCAAAUGCAAAUCUUUAAAAAGACAUAUAUUUUUGUUGUAACUUAACUCAUUUAUCGCCCUUCCUGUUUUUGAAUUAUUCUUUGGGUCUUUAUCUCGUUUUGAAAUAGGGGCCAAGCUGGGACUAUUCACAUUCCCGCAUAUCUCAGACGCACAUAGAACAUGUUAUAUACAAAACCAAUUCAUUAUCAUGUUAAGCAUAUUAUUUUGUGGACUUUGUAAUAAUUCAUUAUGAGGCCACUUUAUAUUUAUAAAAUUAUAAGUGGUGAAUGUAAUAAUAGUAAAAAUUGUUUAAAAAAAGACCAAUAUUUAUAUUUCCUUACCGAGAUAUCUUAAGCUUUUUUCCAUAUAACUAACAUACCCCUUCUCUUCCAGUAGUGGGUAAGAAAAUCAUCAUGUAUAUAAUUAUAUUUAGAUAAAAACGUGUCAUGGAUUAACACAACCAAAUAUCUAAUCAAUGUUUGUUACAUGAAGCAGCAAAAAGUGAAAACUAAUGACCGUCGAAUAGAGUCGUGAUCGAUGAAAUAAUGCCGGCGUAGAGCGAAUCCAUCAUGAGGCAUCAGCAGCUCUACUUCCCCGUUCAGAUUCCCAGGCCCCCGCCCCCCAUACCAUACCAUUACCAUACCUAUUUCUGUGCUUGGGUUCCGUCUCAUUCGCGAUUCUGCCGUCACAGUGCUCGGACCGCUGGCGAAAAAAGCUUAGCAAAACGAUGUAGUUUUAGCAGACGCUGCAUUUCCAUUAAUUAAAUUCGCAGACCGCCCCUGGCGACCCCUUCAUUGGACCCAGCCAAGGUUGGCCAAAUAAAAUGUUAUUUAUAUUCCCUUUGGCUGGGAAACACAUAUUGGCAGUGACACAAACAUCGGACCAAUAAUGCAAGAACAGUGCUCUUUAAAUAUGUUUAAUGGCUUUAAAUAGGACAACAAAGUGCUAGUGCAAUGAACAAACUAUUGUUGACCCGGAAAACCACGUGCAAAUAAAUUUCAAAAAUCUUUCCUAUGGUAAACAGUCUCAAAAAAAUAAACUCUGAUGAAAGUGUGCAAAACAAAGAGGCUAAACAGUGUUUCUUAAUACGUAAACAAAUAAGAUCUGUGAAAACCAAAUAUUUUAUUUUAUUAUGUAAAUCUAAAAACCUUCAGUUCUCACGCGAAUACUUAAAAUCUAAAAAUAAAAGCAUUUAAAACGAAAAUCUUAUGAACCCAAACUAUUUAUAAAAUAUAUUAAAGUGCAAAAAAGCUGUGCCAAACAUCUGGAGAAUACUAUUCAAACAAUAAAUUAGUAAAUUAUCUCUGAAAUGCAGAGUUCCGGAAUUUGCCAAUUAUAAUCUCAUCAGGGUUAUCAUCUUCGGUUUCGCAAGCUUUGCAAGCAAACACUUAGUUUAUUCGUUGUUUACAAAGAAAAAAUGCGACACUACAAACUGACCUUUGUAAUAAGUAGAAAAUUACUUUUCGAGCCAAAAAAAAAAACACGUACUUUGAAUUUGUCAGCAAUUUAUUGCUUGUCUUUAAUUUCAGUUGCGGAAUAAACAAUAAAACGCCAAUAAAUAAAAAAUCACUGCAAUAAGCAUUCCAUAGUUCUAUUAAAAUCAAUUGGAUUGAUUUGGAUUAACUAAGUAUUUAUUUAAUUGGUGAACAUGAAUAGCCGAGAGCUUAAAUGACAUGGCAGAGAAACGCCUACUGCUGGAGCGAUCCGACACCUCAGAGACGGAGGAGCUGGAAGUACAAAUGACCCGAAGGGGGGGCGUUCUCCAUGCCAUUCAGCACCGGUCGUUCCCGGUGAGCAGGAAGUCGGCGCUCGGACUGCUGGUGUCUUUUGUGUUUUGCUACUUCCUGAUCGGAAGACCCGAGUGGGCCAAUGUCCUCGAUCUGGACGUCCUGCACUCGGAUAACUAUGUGACGGUCCAGCAUCAAUCCACUUUGAUGGAUGUUUAUGAUGGUUACCCAGUUGAUCCUAACACAGAUACUGAGAGUAUUCAAUUUAUGCCGAAAGGCUUUUUGGUGUAUAGCAACUCCUGCCGUAUCAUGGAGGUUGAUCCCUACAAGAACGAGGUGAUGCGCCACUUCAAGCGAAUCAAGUACAAGGCCUGUCAGAAGCUGCCGCCCCUGACGCAGGUUAAAUUCCAGGAGAAGACCCAAAAGUACGUCCUCAGUAUCGAUGGAGCCGCCUUUAGUCGCUACCGAGUGGGCAGCCAGCUCCACUGUUGCUAUAUGGAGGUGCAGCGGGUCGAUGAGAUGAAGGUCAAGUACACCAAGUGUCAGUCCUUCAAGGGAAGCACCGAACUGCCCAACUCCGCCGAGGGCAUCAUUGUCAAGUGCGAUUCCAGUGGACACCAAAUCUAUAUCAAUGGCCAUGCCACCAUUCCCGUCAAGGAGGCAGUGCAGCAGAGACUGCAAAAGGCAUCGGAGGGUGAUUUGAAGAAACAGGAAAUAGAUAAGGCCAAUCCGAGACCCCCGAGUGUCUUAAUGCUCGGCAUCGAUAGCAUCUCCCGUGUGAAUCUUAUCAGGGCCAUGCCCAAAACGGCCCAGUAUCUCUACGACAACGACUGGUUCGAACUGGCGGGGUAUAAUAAGGUGGACGACAACACAUUCCCGAACAUCAUGGCUGUGGCCACCGGCUACAAUCUGCCCAAUGCCAUGCACGCGUGCUCCCCCUUCGAGGUUGGUGGCCUGGACAAGUGCAACUUCAUCUGGAAGCUGUACCAGCAGAGGGGCUAUGUGACCGCCUACGCAGAGGAUGCUGUGAAGAUCAACACGUUCAACUACCUGAAGAAGGGCUUCAAGAAUCCGCCGGCGGAUUAUUACUUGAGGCCAUAUCUCUCGGCUGCCGAAUCGCAGCUGGAUCACACUACUGCAAAUGGUCUGGUCCAUUGCCUGGGUUACGAGACGGCGGCAGAGCACGUGUACGACUAUGGAUUGGAGUUCACCAGGAGAUUCCUCAACGAGACGUUCUUUGGUUUCUUCUGGACAAACACGCACAGCCACAGUGAUAUUUCGCAGACGAGCAGCAUGGACGACUAUAUGGCGGAGUAUCUGCGGAAAUUGGUGCGGCAGGGCACCAUGGACAACACUGUUGUGGUGUUCUUCAGCGAUCAUGGCAUGCGGUUUGGACCCACAAGGGCCACCUGGUCGGGUCACUUGGAGGAGCGUCUGCCUGCCAUCUUCAUCUGGUUACCGCAUCACCUGCGUCGCUCACAUCCCGAGUUCGUGCGUGGCCUCCAGCUAAACAGGAAUCGGUUGACUACGCCCUAUGAUCUCCAUCUGACCAUGAAGCAUAUACUGUCUAUAUCCGGUCGUGCUGAUAUGGAGUCGCUGGGACCAGCACCCGAUUGUCCCCAGUGCCAGAGUUUACUGCGUCCCGUUUCCCCGCUCAGGAGUUGCUCCGAAGUGGGCAUCGAGGAUCACUGGUGCACCUGCUGGGAAUACGAUACGAUCUCGAGUAGCUCCAAGGAAUCCCGCAUGCUGGGCAAGCGUGUGGUUAGCUACUUAAACAACUAUGUGGCCGAGUUCCGAAACGGAACCGUUGCCAAGCUGUGUGCCCCUCUCUCACUUCACAGCAUCAAGUCCGCGUUCCGGGCGCAUCAAAAUGCCCUGGACCCCGAGGAGGUGCACACCUAUCGACUGAUCUUCGUUACGUCGCCCAAUAAGGGCCAAUAUGAGGCCACCUUGCGACACAACCACACAGAUGACUCCGUUACGGUGACGGGAUCCGUGAGCCGAUUGAAUGUCUAUAGCGGAGAGGCUGAUUGCAUGAAUGAUUUCGCAGCGAAAAAGUAUUGUUACUGCAGGAAAAAGAAGGGAUAGAUGUAGUAGGAUUAUAACUAAGGCUAGUGCCCAAGUGCCGUUACUCAGAUUAGAAUCUAGCAGUACAAUUAUCAUAAUAUUAUAUUAUAGGAAUCUCUUGCUCUCUAUCUGCCUGAAACUAUGUGGUGUACAUCUAAAACUUCUGUAGCUUUAAAGAAAAUAAUUAAGAUAUCUGAUACUUAAGUAUUCAGAAGGAAUUUCUUCUUAAACGUAUUAUGUUUCAUCAAAAACUAUUUGAUGCCUUAAAAAUUAUUUUAAAAUCUUGAGAAGUUUAAGAAACAUCCUUGUAUAUUCAUCUUGUAGGCUUAGUUUUUGCCCUUGUAAAUAAUUUACUCUCCCAGCUCCAAGAGACUUUUGCCAAGAACUAGUUUAGACAUCUCUUUAUACAUAGAAGAUAGUAGCUAAAAUUCUAAUUGUUACACUUAUAAUUUUAUAUAUUUGUUUAACUUAUAGUGUUCAAAUAAAACUGUGUUAAACAAAAAUGUCGAGUAAA
This is a messenger RNA of Drosophila subpulchrella, 4606 nucleotides long. RefSeq lists its product as uncharacterized. The transcript has 4 exons. Lineage: Eukaryota; Metazoa; Arthropoda; Insecta; Diptera; Drosophilidae. Bases 1972 to 4113 code for a protein of 713 amino acids. The record is from RefSeq and is a predicted model, not a curated record.